Ipomoea nil (Japanese morning glory) is the source of this 607-nucleotide messenger RNA. Its product is annotated as 60S ribosomal protein L18a-like protein. NCBI's taxonomy places the organism in Eukaryota, Viridiplantae, Streptophyta, Magnoliopsida, Solanales, Convolvulaceae. Bases 98 to 433 code for a protein of 111 amino acids. The record is from RefSeq and is a predicted model, not a curated record. The transcript has 4 exons.
UAUGCAUGCUUGGAUGAGUGACAAUAAGUAAGUGAAAACACUAAGCCAAUUAAUUAACUAUCAAUUUCUGCAAAUUAAAUUAAAGUCUGCUAUUUGAAUGGGUAACAAGGAAAGCCGUCACCGCCGCCACGCUCAUGACGAUGGAGACCGGGAAAGGCAACCGCUACUUGGGGGCGCUCCAGAUGAUAGGCCUCUACCUUGCUGCGGUUGUGGCACUGGCUGGUGCAUGUUCAUGAGUGGUUUCUUUCUUGUUACUAUCCCAUGGUAUAUUGCUGCCUUCAUUCUGAUCUGUGGCAGAGUUGGUCGUCGUGAGAAACCAGGAUACAUCGCCUGCACAAUUGCUGCUGUUGCUGCUACAGCUGCACUUAUUUAUGGUCUAUACCGUCUCCUUCCUCAUCUCAUUCCAUUGAUCAUGAGUUUGUUUGGAAUCUAAGACUCUUAAUUGCAUGUUUCCGUAAAACACGGGCCAUCAAUAUAUGAAUGUAUGUCUUAUAUAUCUUAAGUGAUGAAUAAUUUGUGCUUGGGCACACAGCUUCAAUCUUGUAAUAUGUUAUAUUUAUAUUGUUAAUAUAAUUGUAUUGUAUGUGUAUGUAUGUUUUCAAUUGUA